GAACAGGUCGCAUCUUCUCCCGAGGACACAUUUUCGCAUCGUGGUGAGGCGCACCGGUGAGGGACUCAGGCGGCGGGGUCCGCCGUCGUAGCCAGGGCACCGAGGAGGCUGUGCGAGGCGCACGCGCGGUGAAUACAAUGUUACUAUCUACAAGGAGUAUCGCGACUUUGCAACCGAGGAGCAAACAAAGCGCAAAGCCCUUCUCUGAUGGAUGCGUGACGGACCGCACCGUAUUACACAGUAGACCAUUUCCAGAAUUCUCACCGCGAUUUCCUCUUUUCCAGGGUUUUCCAUUGCUGUGUACUGUGUACCUUCCUGCCCAUGACGUAACCCCGCCCUGGGCUGAUCUGCUCACCCUCACCCUCACCCUCACCCUCAACCUUGUCCUGUUCUCUUGUAUCCCACUACAAUCCUGCUUGCUCGCCCGCCACCCCUCUCACUUCACCCGGACACUUUUCCUUCUCCUUUGCUUCCAACAAAGCCUCAAGCCUUGACAAACUCUGAAGCGAAAUCUCUACGCCACUCUUCCUUUUCCUUGACCGCAGUCAGCCUUCGCCCGGCUCUCCGGCCGCCCAGAACAUACCCAGCGUCUGACAGACUGGUUAUAUCCACGCUACUCCCAGGGCCCCGCGACCCUCGACGACUCUUCCACCAUUCCCUCUCGCACUCACCACCUCUUUUCCUGUCCCAUAUUCGCCG
This is a messenger RNA of Westerdykella ornata, 699 nucleotides long. RefSeq lists its product as uncharacterized. The coding region runs from base 138 to 494 and encodes 118 amino acids. The transcript has a single exon. Lineage: Eukaryota; Fungi; Ascomycota; Dothideomycetes; Pleosporales; Sporormiaceae. The record is from RefSeq and is a predicted model, not a curated record.